AGCUAACGGGAGUGAAUUUUUCAAAAGAUAUUGAAAAUGAAUAACUCAGGACAAGUUUGUAAAAUCAUAGUGAUAAUUUCCUGUGUGAUAAAUUUACUAUUAGCGAUAGUAUUCGGAUUUUUACUCGCAUUAAACUGGGAGAAUGUUGGGGCCUACUUUCGGUUUAAAACCGACACUCUCCAACAGGAAAUUAUCGGGAAUGUAAGCGGUGAUGGGGAGUUACAAACAAAAGACUCGGUUUGUUUUUCGUGUGACUAUUUGGGAAACAGUGUAAGUGUGAAUGAGACACUGUACGACAAAAUUGUUACAACUGAUUGUCAACACAAGUUAUGCUGCAUUAAAAACAGUGUGAUUCAUGAUUUUGUACAAGCGACACUAAAUCAGAACAAUGACAAAGGUAAUAAUUCCUCGAUCCGGGACUCGUUCACCUGGUGGAGAAAUAGACCCCACUCCGCUCACCUUUAUCUGGACAGGGAUAACUCCGUUACAAAGGAAAACAAAUUGCGGUGGAUAACUGACGAUUCGUAUGGUACCGCAUUUGCACACGAUAUUGAACUGAUGAACGGAACGCACAUGCGCAUCAAAAAAGGUGGCAUCUAUUUCAUAUACAGCUCCACUACGUUUGAUCACACUGGUCAGGACACUGUUGAAACUCUGUAUCAAAGUAUUAUUAAAUAUCACCCUAUGUUGCCUAAGACAGGCGAUGUUGACCUCAUUUUCAGUAAAUUUGGGGGGUCGCCUGAAUCUGAUAGACAUCAUACAAAUUUUCUUGCGGGAGUGUUCGAGUUGCAGAAGGAUUAUCGUAUUGCCAGCCCGCUGUCUCAGAGUGGACACAAGUUUCUGGAUAAAUCCUCGGUGAUAAAAAAUUAUUUUGGAAUAUACAAGUUGUAAUUUUAUUGUUGUCAUGACACUUUGUAAAUAUAUUUAAAUGUAUGUUAAAAUCAUUUAAUUGAGGAAUCUAGAUCCUCGAAAAUGGUUGAAGCUGGGAAUCAGCUUGUGAAGAAAUUUACUGUGUUGUGUUCUUCAACAAAAUUGAAGAAAGAGACUUCCUUUGUUGCCAUAUGAGAAUUGGUGACAGCAAGUAAUAAACUCGUGUAGGAAACUGGUCCUAAGAUCACCGGAUGGAAAGCAGUAUGCCUAUGAUUCAUUACAACUUAAAAUACAAAAGGCAAUUACAGAGAAAAAAUUAAUUGUUUUGGUUAAAACUUCAGUUAUUGCUUGUGUUGGCUUAGUUUAGGUAAAACAAAACGAACGAAAUAACUUGAAUAGUUUUGAUAUUCAUCAAACUAUUUAUAAUAUAAAUAUUAUUCUUUUAAAAGAUUUUUUUGGGGGGUUUAAAAGACAGUACAUUCUACAACGGUGAACCUUUCACAAGACACAUCUGCCUGGAAAAAGAAAAUUAUCUCUUAUGUAACCAUGGCACUUUAUUACCUUUUUUUUCAUGUUCGAUUUAAAAUCUGGUCACUCCAAGAAAUUGCGUUCUAUAACAUUUUGCACUGUUUUAUGUAAAUUCAAUGUAAAUACAUGGUAUUGUUCUCAUUUUAUGACAUCUUGAAUAAAAUUGUAAAACGUG
Molecule: messenger RNA, 1573 nt
Organism: Saccostrea cuccullata (small rock oyster)
Lineage: Eukaryota; Metazoa; Mollusca; Bivalvia; Ostreida; Ostreidae
Exons: 4
Coding region: 37-891 (284 amino acids)
Biological process (GO): immune response
Cellular component (GO): membrane
Molecular function (GO): tumor necrosis factor receptor binding
Source: RefSeq, a predicted model, not a curated record